Molecule: messenger RNA, 637 nt
Organism: Trichobilharzia szidati
Lineage: Eukaryota; Metazoa; Platyhelminthes; Trematoda; Strigeidida; Schistosomatidae
Source: the annotation of a GenBank genome assembly
AUGCUUGAUGCUUAUACAAAUCCAAUAUUUGUCUAUUACAACUUAUUUGACCUAUCAAGUAUAGCACAGUUUGCAGCUGUUGCUCCUUCUCCGUCGAAAGAUUUUCAUCACCUACUAAUAACAGCAGACGAAAUUAAAUGGAGAUGGUGGAAGAUAACAUCAAGAAAUGAUGGAGCAAAGUAUCAUCCAGGUGAAAGUGUUUCAACUUAUGAAGAAUUUGAACACGACGAUCAUAUGCAAAAUGAAAUACUCAGAGUUAUGGGUCAAGAAACACUAGACUAUUGUUUAAAUCUAUGCUCUGGAAAAUUGGACUACUUAGUCAGAUUACCAUAUGAAAUCUUAGCAAAAAUAAUCUCCUAUUUAAAUUUAGAAGAUGUAAUCAAUCUAGGAAUUACAUCAAAAUUUCUAAAUCAGAUGUGUAAUAGUGAGUCAUUAUGGCGGGAAAUUUAUAUCGGUACAACAUCAGUGCAACCAAGUGAAGCUAUUGAAGAUUUAGCUAAAUUAUUUGGAUGGAAGAAGUUAUUUUUCACCAGUAAAUUACAUCUUCAGGUACAAUUACGACGUCUUACUUUAGAAAAAAACAGUGAAAAUGGAGAUGGACAACUGAAUGUUCUACAUAAUACUCAGUUACAUUGAG